CACCACCCUCAAGCACCGCACCACCACCUGGGAGCCUGCGCUCGCCCUCAGCAACCCCACCUCCUGCAGCCCCCACAACAGCGAAGCCAACACCACGCCACGCACCACCAGCCGCGCUCUGCUGCAAAGCGGUGUAUCCGCCGCGCUGCGUGCACCCGUGGAGAAGCAAGAGAAGGAGAAGGAGAAGGAGAUGGAGAGGGUCCGGCCCUGGCCGUAUUCGCUGCCCAAGUGGCUCAGGCCUAGGAAGGGGACUACGUAUGCGCAGGUGCAUGGGGAUGGGGGAGAGGGACAGGGGUCCGUGGGGGUGCUGCAGAAGGUGUUGUAUGGGGUUCCGGAUCCGCAGUGAAGGGGGAGUGGGGAGAGCGGUUUGGCUGGCGUUGCUGGGUUCGGGGUGCGGGUUUUCAAUCUGAUGCUGAUUUGUUUUAGCGGUGGAAUGUUAAGCGUGGCUUACGUUAUUCGAUCUUUAGGUUUUUUAAGCUUGCAAUCCUAUUUUUUCCCAGUACCUCCAUUGCUCUUAAUCAAGUGGUUUAGUCAUGAUGAGAUUUGCAAGUGACACUA
Boeremia exigua is the source of this 558-nucleotide messenger RNA. RefSeq lists its product as uncharacterized. The transcript has a single exon. NCBI's taxonomy places the organism in Eukaryota, Fungi, Ascomycota, Dothideomycetes, Pleosporales, Didymellaceae. Bases 191 to 346 code for a protein of 51 amino acids. The record is from RefSeq and is a predicted model, not a curated record.